GUUGCCUACUUGCUACUGCAUACCCUUACACCUGACAAUCUUGACGCAACCUGCUACGAUGGGCAUUCUUAAAUUUACGCUCUUCAAUAUUGCGCUGUCCUCGUUCGCCCUAGGCGCUCUUAAAAGCCGUGGUGCCAUCACUGUCAAGCCUGAGCAAAUCAAGAAUGAGUACGUGCGCUACGCUUUCGUCUCGAUGACAUCGUUGGGCGAGAGCGCGUACGUCUCCUCUACAAACUUCAUCGCCUCGCUAAACCAGAAGCCGAAAUAGACACGCGUGGAGCAAGUCGAGCAUGUUGGAAGGACCUGGAAAAGGUGGCGGUUUUGGCGCGCUUGGGCUGGCUGGCUGAGGCUGGCGCGCUGGGCAGCAGUGCGGGCUGCUGGCUGCCCCGUGGCGCAUGGUUCGCUCAAAUGCUGCCAUGUGUGGCCUAGGUGAAGAUGGGUAAUCUGCGUGUGUGCCAAGGGAUGGCAGGAGACUUGAACAGUGGCGUUGCCAGGGUGUGUGGAGGGGCACGAAUGCAGCGUGCAACCAAGCGUUGCGCUUUGACGCCUGCGAGUUGUACCUACUGGUUGACUGGCGAGGUUGUACCUUCCACUGCAGGUUUUGCAUUGUGACAAUGAUGAGAGCACUGCGCAGGAGUGGCUGUUGUGAUGCGUGAGCAAAAGGAUUGUCUGCUGGUGUCAUCCAAGCACAUGAGCUGGGGCCUGAUGCCCGAGCGGGGCCCGACCGGCACAUACGGUAGCACGAGUACUUCAUAAUGAUUGUAACACAAAGCAGGA
Chlamydomonas reinhardtii is the source of this 777-nucleotide messenger RNA. RefSeq lists its product as uncharacterized. Lineage: Eukaryota; Viridiplantae; Chlorophyta; Chlorophyceae; Chlamydomonadales; Chlamydomonadaceae. The transcript has a single exon. The record is from RefSeq and is a predicted model, not a curated record. The coding region runs from base 59 to 268 and encodes 69 amino acids.